This is a messenger RNA of Lytechinus variegatus (green sea urchin), 1096 nucleotides long. RefSeq names its product 28S ribosomal protein S34, mitochondrial-like. The coding region runs from base 152 to 688 and encodes 178 amino acids. The record is from RefSeq and is a predicted model, not a curated record. Lineage: Eukaryota; Metazoa; Echinodermata; Echinoidea; Temnopleuroida; Toxopneustidae. Gene Ontology annotation, biological process: mitochondrial translation. The transcript has 3 exons. Gene Ontology annotation, molecular function: structural constituent of ribosome. Gene Ontology annotation, cellular component: mitochondrion; mitochondrial small ribosomal subunit.
UGAGGAUACCAUCACUGUCUUCACUGUGCAAAUGUGUUUCCGGAGACAGACAUCGGCAAAAAUAUUUAUUAUAAGACAUUAUAAUUAGAUCCAGGUACUUGAUAAGACUUUUUCAAUCACGUCUAUCACACGUCCGAUAUUUGUUUAAAUCAUGUCUGUGCAUAUGCAUCCAUGGAGAACGGGUAAAAGCCUCUUUGACAUUCUCAAUCAACUUCCAAAUUUCGGAGUCGGUCGAAUUGUGACGAGAACGAGAUGGCAGCAUCGGUGCCCAGAACAACCAAGUUAUAUCCGAAUUACAAGGGUGAAGGUCGACUGUGAAAGCUUGAAUUUAGGCCAAGGAGAAGCAUGGGGAAUACCAACAAUGAGAGGUUACUCACGAGAGGGCAUGGAGGUCAAGAUAGGGGCUUGGUGGAAGCGGGAGUGGAAGCUCAUCCGCAAGAGCGAAGAGGACGAGUUCUGCGCAUACCAACCGAAGCCAGAAGACUUCCAUCAGGUACCCAACAAGGUGCCCAUGCCACCCCUCCUAGCUGCCAUGGUCAAGGAAGAAGGGCUGGCCAAAGGGAAAGAGAUGGAGGAACCGCUCCUCUUGGACAUCAAAGCCAGCAGAGGUUACAGGCACAAAGGCUAUCAGGUUCCUGGGGACAAUGUUGUCGGGAAGCGCAUAGGUGACUUUGAGAUUCCAAGAUGAUGUAUCAGGAAAGUGUGCUUAUUGACUUGAAUAGUAGAGUGGUGGAGCAAACCAUAUAAAAACUUUUGUUGUCCUGUUUUUAAGCGAGAGGUGCAGUGGCUCUGGACAAGCCCUUGUUAACCAACAUUCGCUUGACCUUCUAACCAUCCCUCUCCUCAAACUGACUUGGUGCCACUAAUAGGACAUUAACUCUUUUGGAUGAGAUAUGUUUUCCUAUGAGUAUGUGGUCUGCUCAUAAUCCAUAAAACUGAUUUAAUGUGCGAUUGUGCAGAUUAGAUCAGAAAUCAACAUUAUGAACAUGAUCUCCAGUUUGUUGCUCCGUAUUUCAAAGGGAAAGAAGCAGGUUAUACUAUAUUUGAAAACCACUGGUAAAGAUUGAUAAUAAAUCAGUAAAAUUACUAAAAAUCA